Gamsiella multidivaricata is the source of this 2394-nucleotide messenger RNA. RefSeq lists its product as uncharacterized. The coding region runs from base 1 to 2394 and encodes 797 amino acids. Lineage: Eukaryota; Fungi; Mortierellomycota; Mortierellomycetes; Mortierellales; Mortierellaceae. The record is from RefSeq and is a predicted model, not a curated record. The transcript has a single exon.
AUGGGUCCCACGCUAGCAUCAGAUUCCUUCCUCACCAUCAACGACCUCUUUCUCAAAACAAGACCUCACCCUGAUUCCUCUGCCUCGUCCUCAUCUUCAAGACACUCUCCCAAUCACGGAAGGAUCCUCAGCUUUACCGGCCAAGUCAUCUAUACCCUCAGCAACACAUCUCAUACGAUCGUCAACCCUGCAGAUAGGAACACGCUGUCUUUGCCUAGUUCACACGACUUGGAUCGGUUUCCUCUUCAUAAACAGGCUCGCUGGCUUUUCAGAAAAAAAUCUAAUGGUCAUUCACUUGAUCAUAUCGUAUGGUUGAGGGAUCCCCGGCCUUCCUCGCUGGCCGGCAGUACACGGCCAGCAAUAAAUCCCAAGCAACACUCCGCAGCGAUACCGAAGGAUGAACCAGCUAGGAAGGUGGAUACAUUGACGGAGAAUCACUCAUUUGGUAAUGGAAUGCACGUCAAGGUACAGGAGCCCAACGAUCGCGUCCUUUUAAUUCUGGAUUCAGACGAUGAGGAGAACGAAAAGCACUUGAAGAGGGGCAAGCAGCAUCAGCAAGCACAGGAGCCAAAGAAGGAGAGUUCCAAUAAGGACGGCACUUAUUCUGAUACGGGCGAUCAUUCAUCUGUUAUCUCCUGGUCCGACUCCAACGCAUCCUCCUCCGAAUCCGACACUGACGAUGAUCUCGAGGAGCAGAAUAUCCCUGAACGCGUUGUCGCCGUCCUUUUAAGCGACGCCUUUGAUCAGAACAGGAUCAACCGUGUGGAAUCUCUCUCAAUAUCAGCAAUCAAUCCAGGAGACCAACUCUUUGUUACGGAUGCCUUGGUAUUGGUGGACGAGUUUGACUCAAAUAUGGUGCUUUCCUGUGUGGGGAUUCCUGAUAAGACAAAAUUUCUCAUCAUGCCAGCAUCUCCGAGCAAGGAAGCGAAGCGGACGAAAUUAAUCAAAGCGCAGGGAGGAGGAAUGAAGCGACCAAGGACCGAGCAGAGCAGCCAAGGUGUACAGGUAAUAGAUCUGUUCGCAAGCGGACAAAGACAGCAACAGCAGCGGAACGAGGGAUCCAAAAAGCGGAUAUCUGUUAGUAGCCCAAGUCCCGACACACCUAUGAACCGUGGUAUCAAUUCAGAAGGUGUCAAGAAGGUUUGCCAGGAAACCACCAGGUCUGGGCGACACAGUACACCUGCUUUGAAUUUCAGGCAGCGUCAGGAUCGUGCUCGAGGGCUGAACGCGCUCGAUCUUCUCGUCCCAACAAUUCAUAAUCGGCAUAACGGUGAUCCCAAUUGUCGGGUCAACAAGGACAAAACAUCCAAGGUCGACUACUUUUCGACGCUCUGGUGCGAGGCACCCAUCACUGCUGCGACCUCUGUUCAUCCGAGAUCCGAAGCUCCAACAACAAGCGACAGCAGCAACAGCCGAACCGGAUCGCACAAUGCAAGCGGCAGUACCAGGACCAUUACGCGACACAUCUGUUGGCUGACUAGGAUUGACCGCGCGCUUCUCAGAGCCAUCUGUGCGGAAUGCUCGAAUGUCUACAAGAAUCUGGAGUGCGUGUUUGGUUGCCAAUCAAGGAAAUGGCGUCUUGAUAUCCAAAUGGAAUGCUCGGUAUCCGAUGGAACAGCCGAGGUACAGCUGCUGGUGCUGAAAGAUCUGCAGGAUGUGAUGUGGACCCUUCUGGGAGUCAUGAAGAAGGCCACUGACGAGCCUUCAGGUCAAGUCGGAUCCAGUCUUGAUAUUGCGUCUGGAGCAACUGAGCACAAAUGCAGAGAGGACGCAAAUGGAGCAAGUUUAGGUGGAUUGGUGAAUCACACAAAUUCUGCCUUGACUUCAUCCCAGUUUACGGACGCAUAUCAGGACGUGAGGAACAAGGUACUCCGGAUUGUCGCGCGACGAGGCGAGCUGUCAUUUAGGACGGGCCCUCUUCUGCCAAAAACGAUCAAUAAUCAAAAGGGAGGCUCCAAAAGUGCCAUCAAACCAAUGUCUGGUCAAAUCUCGCUUCCCUCUGUCACGUCCGUUGGUGGAUUUGUCGAGAGUAUCGAUCAAGAUGAAUCGCAUCGUGCCAAAGCAGAAGAAAAAUUGUGGCUCGAUAUCUGCUCCGGGCGCCCUCGCACGCGAGACAAGUUCUUGUUACACGCUACAACCGCCCCUGGUCUAGGUGCUCCAGCGCAGUCUUUGACGGUGGCAGGUUCGUCUUCAGCUGUAACACCAGCAGUAUCGACGGCCACAGGAGGAAAGAAUACACAGCUGAGGACAUCGUUUGUGAAGAUGAAUAGACAUACGACGAUAAUGACGCUCGUCCGUCCUCCGCUUGUGCUCCGAGCGGUGGAUGUGGAGCGAAUUGGGUCCCAGACUGAGGCCAUGAUCCUGAUGGAGCAACUUCAAAACGCUUCUCUUUGA